UAAAGCAGGAAUAGAAAACGGUGCUGUGAGUUUCGCUUUCCCCACCACUGAAGGAAUGCAAAGACGGACAUUGGUGCUUUUGCGCAGAGGCAAGCCGCGCCCACGCGCAAGUAUGUUUCCCGACAAGUAUCGCCGCGUACCGAGCUUGUUGAAGCCCCAGCAAGGUGGGCAGCAAUAUUUCUCGGAGUUUCUCAUCCGCACUGCGAAUGAGGAGGUCCUGCGCAGCGCCCCCGAUGCGUCUGAUGAGGCGCGCAGCUCCGGAAUCCACCCGCGGCUACCACAGCAAGAUCUUCAGGAGAGUAUCGCGCGCACGACGCGUGAGAGCAUCGCGGAGGAUAUGAAGCAACUGAUCGAGCAGGAUGCGUUUAGUACCACGCGUGGCUUUAACCAAUUACAAUGGUAUGAGCAGGAGCACGAGCGUCUGCAUCCGAAAAAUGCCAACGCUGCAUUUCCCGAGCAAGAGCUAAAAGAGUCGUCCCAUAGUGAUCUGCCGGAACGCGUGCUUGGUGAGGAUUAUUUUAAGGAUCGCUAUGGCUACUCACUUCUAAAGGAUAGCACGACCUCAGACGCGGCAGAUGCGUCCAUCAUUAACUACUCACAGCUAGACUUAUGGGGCGAGAUGCCGAAAUAUCAUCGGGAUAUGGUUUUCCUGUAUUUAGUUUCAAGGCGUCGCAACACCUACGCGGUCGCUUACAACUACGAGGGCAAGCGGCUUCUCACAACGUACACGGCGGGUAACCGAGGGCUGAAGGGUGGCGACCGCGGCUUUCGGGCCGACGGCUCGACUGACAACGGGCAUCAGGUGACCAGCAUGUAUCUGAAUGAUCUCCUCCCGAAAAUUCGUGAGCAGCGCGCCGCCGAUGGCAGGCCGAUGCAGAGAAACGAAAAGAUUGAACUCGUUGUGCGCGUCAUGGGCUUUUACAAUGGCCGUCAGGGCGCGGUUCGCGCGGUGCAGGACCGCUCCGCAGACUUUGUGGUUCGCUAUAUCGAAGAUAUUACGCCGUUUCCCCUGAAUGGACCUAAGAUGCCAAGGGGUGUGUUUAAGUAGUGUUUCUUACCACCAUCACAGAGGAGAUGCGUUAUAGGACAACGCAAUCCUGAACUAUACCCCAAUGUGUGCGAAAUAGGUAGAAAAGGAAUAUAUGGGUGUUCUUGGUAUGUAUCUGGUGCAGUCUGGAGGUUUUCCCAUCAAUUCGUAUUUGUUUGGAGGAGGUGAUCCACGAUAUUUUACAGUAGAAAUAUGAUAAUUCAGUAAA
Phytomonas sp. EM1 is the source of this 1256-nucleotide messenger RNA. The record is from the annotation of a GenBank genome assembly. Lineage: Eukaryota; Euglenozoa; Kinetoplastea; Trypanosomatida; Trypanosomatidae.